ACCGACCGACCGACCGACAGACGGACCCAACAACUGACGGACCGACCGAGCCCUGUGUUGUUUUUCCGGCUCACUUUGCCCGCAGAUGAUGGCUCGCUGUCGGACGCUUUGGACCGGGAUCCUCGCUCUCCUGACUGCCGGUGUUCCAGAUGUUCACAGUCUCAGCCACCUGAGCUCCAACCUGUGUAAGUGGUGCGAGGCGACCAGUCCACUGUGCAAUGACAACGUCUGCCUCAGCAACUGCAACCUAACGUCCUUCUGCAACGCCGUGGACGAAAUCUGCAUCGCCAUGUGGAGGAAGAACAACAACACGAUGACGGUGCACACAUUAUGUCAUAACCCUGCCCUGCCACUAGAGGGCGUGGACCCCCGCCUGCUGCUGAACUUCACCUCCAGGGAGUGUCACAUGGUCCCGCAGCCGGCCCAGGACGGAGCCAUGAUGGUCUGCGGUUGCCACGGAGAACACGAGUGCAACGACAAACUCAUCUUCGACAAGGGAGCUCACGGAUUCUCCAAGCUGCAGAGUAAAGAUGUGAUCCCGGUGGUGGUGGUAAGUUUGGUGCCUCCUGUCCUGGUUGCCAUAGUCGCCACCACAGCCUUCUACUUCUACCGCACACACCGCCCGCACAAACCGGGUCCUCCCGCUCGCCCGGCCUGGCCCACCAAACGCACCCCGGAGCUGUACCAGGCCUUCGACCUGCCAUGUGGCGGCCUGGGGGCUCGGGGAGAGGGCGGAGGAGGAGGCGGCAUGAUCGGUCCUGGAGGCCAAACGGGGGAGUCCAACACCAAGUCUCCCAACGACGAAAUGACGGACUGGCAGGGGCAGCCGGCAGAACUGCUGCCGAUAAAGCUGGAGGUUCUGGUGGGGAAAGGUCGCUUCGCUGAAGUGUGGAGGGCGAGCCUGCUGCAGGGGGUGACGGGCGGAGUUAACAGUUACGAAACAGUGGCGGUGAAGGUGUUCCCGGCUGUGGAGUAUGCCUCGUGGAGAAACGAGUGCUCCAUCUACUCCGACGCAAAGCUGGAACAUGACAACGUGGUCCGAUUCCUCGCGGCGGAGGAAAGGGGCACGCGUGGCCACCCGCUCAGGAAGUACUGGCUGGUUUUGGCCUAUCACAGCCUCGGGAACCUGCAGGACUUCCUCACGGAAAACAUCCUCAGCUGGGAGGAACUUGUUGCCAUGGCAGGCAGCAUUGCCAGAGGGGUAGCUCAUCUCCAUAGUGACACAACGCCCAGUGGGAUACCAAAGGUGCCGGUUGCCCAUCGGGACAUAAAGAGCAGCAACAUCGUGGUGAAGAGCAGGACGGAGUGCGCCCUGUGUGACUUUGGUCUGGCAUUACGACUCGAGCUCUCGCUCACCGUCGAUGACUACGCCAACAGUGGACAGGUCGGGACAGCUCGCUACAUGGCCCCGGAGGUGCUGGAGUCCCGGGUGAACCUGGAGGACCUGGAGGCCUUUAAACAGAUGGAUGUCUACUCCAUGGCGCUGGUGCACUGGGAGAUGGCGUCUCGCUGCCACGCCAUCGGGGAGGUGAAGAACUACGAGCCGGCCUUUGGCUCCAAAGUGUGCGAGCAGCCGUGUGUGGACAGCAUGAGAGACCUGGUGCUGAGGGACCGAGGACGGCCUGACAUCCCGUCAACGUGGACACAACACCAGGGGAUGAGCGUCUUCUGCUCCACCGUCACCGAGUGCUGGGACCACGACCCCGAGGCCCGGCUCACGGCGCACUGCGUGGUGGAGCGCUACAACGUCCUGCAGCAGGAAGCUGACGAAGACAACCGCCGAGACAACCACGGAGACAACCACGGAGAGAGAGAAAAGGACUCAGAGACGCAGGACAUUGCUGCUUCCUCUUCCCUUCCCUCCCUCCACACUCCCCAGUCGGUCUCACGGACGGGUGCUGCCGAGUAGGGUUGGGUACCGAAACUCGGUGCCAACGGUAGUAACAAGACCGAAUAAGAACGAAAAUUUCGGUGCC
Perca flavescens (yellow perch) is the source of this 1976-nucleotide messenger RNA. RefSeq names its product transforming growth factor beta receptor-like (gene tgfbr2l). The coding region runs from base 86 to 1909 and encodes 607 amino acids. Gene Ontology annotation, cellular component: plasma membrane; signaling receptor complex. Gene Ontology annotation, molecular function: metal ion binding; transforming growth factor beta receptor activity, type II; ATP binding. The transcript is spliced from 9 exons. Gene Ontology annotation, biological process: cell surface receptor protein serine/threonine kinase signaling pathway; cellular response to growth factor stimulus; heart development. NCBI's taxonomy places the organism in Eukaryota, Metazoa, Chordata, Actinopteri, Perciformes, Percidae. The record is from RefSeq and is a predicted model, not a curated record.